Molecule: messenger RNA, 885 nt
Organism: Lodderomyces oxycetoniae
Lineage: Eukaryota; Fungi; Ascomycota; Pichiomycetes; Serinales; Debaryomycetaceae
Exons: 1
Coding region: 1-885 (294 amino acids)
Source: RefSeq, a predicted model, not a curated record
AUGUCUGUUGUUAGCCCAUCGAUAUUGCGUAUUCAGGAGAAAUUUGAACCAAAAAGAAAUAGCACAGACGGGAUUCUUGUUUCAACUCUGCAAAACAAAAUAAACCAAUCAGCUAGUAAACCGGUAAAGGGCAAAUACAAGGACAAUGAUAUUCCAAAGAUUCCGCAAAUUCAGGCUCACGUUACUCCAAGGCAAUCAUCACCAUUAAUGAAAACGAAAACGGAAUCGUCAUCAACAACAUCAUCAGCAACAGCAAUAACAACUACAUCAAACAAAUCGACUUCAACACUAAUUUCAAAGUUACAGCUAAAGCGAAUAAAAUUACAUGAGCAAUAUUUGGUCAAACAAGCACGUAUAAAGAGACUCCAGGAAGAACUCGAUUUGCAAAAACAUGAGUUGCUAGAACUCGAAAUUGAGAUUGAAGACGUUAAUAGACAAGAGAUUGCUCUAAAUAACCAAUCAAGCCCAUCAAAACAAAACAUAUACAAACAGGCUUUUUUACAAACAGAGAAAGAUCUAAAAAACUUGAAAGUCCAAGAUAACAUAAAGUCUACUACUUAUGCACCUCCAGCUCCUUUAUUUAGCCCCUUAAAGAAACAAGCAUCCUUCAUAAUGUCUCAAGCAAUGGACGAAUGCGCUAGUGUAACAAAGAAAGCCUCAGCUAUUUUUGAUAGUCAGCUUGUCAAACAAUCAAAUGCCAACUUGGAUAGCUUAACUAGACAAACUAGUCAAUUUUUCACCAGCAUAUUUAAAGAUCCCAAACAGCCGCAGAAAAGGGACCGAAUGGAUAUUCUUUUCGAUGUAGAGAAUCUAGAAAGCGCCCAUGUCAUACAUGACAACGACAUUGUAGAUAUAGACAAUUACGACUCAUCAUUAUCUGAAUAA